Messenger RNA from Grus americana (Whooping crane), 8920 nucleotides. RefSeq names its product zinc fingers and homeoboxes 3 (gene ZHX3). Bases 390 to 3179 code for a protein of 929 amino acids. Gene Ontology annotation, biological process: regulation of transcription by RNA polymerase II. Gene Ontology annotation, molecular function: DNA binding; DNA-binding transcription factor activity, RNA polymerase II-specific. Gene Ontology annotation, cellular component: nucleus. NCBI's taxonomy places the organism in Eukaryota, Metazoa, Chordata, Aves, Gruiformes, Gruidae. The transcript is spliced from 4 exons. The record is from RefSeq and is a predicted model, not a curated record.
CCCGCCCGGCCGCCCCGCUGCGCCGCCCGCCCCGCCCGCCCCGCGCUCGCCGCCGGGGCCGGGGCCUCCGCCGGACCGCGCCGAGCCGAGCCGCCACGGCGGCCCGGGGACCUGCCGCGGCCCUGAAUCCCGCGGGGCGCAGCUGAAGCGACUACAGGCACUUUAAAGAUGCUCACGAGCGCGGAGGAGGAACUGGAGAACGGCGGGCUGAGGACGUGGUCCCUCGUGCAGGUUCAGUGGCAAAUAUGAACAUUUGUCAACAUUUGACAACAACUCCUUGGGACAUCAUGAAUUUGCUGGAAUCUAGACCACAGAGCACUUGCAAUAGCGCUUUUUAAAUUUGAAUUUAAUUUAAAUGAAAAAAAUAAUCAUCUGAAUCAAUUGUAGUGAUGGCUAGCAAAAGAAAAUCCACAACUCCCUGCAUGAUACCAGUAAAAACACUGGUGCUUCAGGAGACCGAACUGGAUGCUGUAGAAGAUGAUCCUGAAGGAACACAACAAGAUGCUCCUGCGGAAGGGCCAGCAGCUAGCGAUGCUGGUGCCAGUAACAGUAAUAAUGGAGCUUUGUCUAACGGGCACCGUGGUAUUUCUGAUAGUGACACUUACAUCUGCAAGUUCUGUGACUUUGGAUCUCAAGAAGUUCAUCAAUUCUUCGGGCACUUGGACUCUGAGCACUUAGACUUUAGCAAAGACCCUGCGUUUGCAUGUGUUGCGUGCAACUUUCUGGCAAAUAGCCAUGAAGGGCUCUCACACCACAAUGCAGAGGCACACGCUGGUGAAACGAGCUUCAUCUGGAGGGUGGCUAAGCAGGACAAUCGUACAACCGUGGAGCAAAGUCUCUGUGAGGCUGGCAGCAGCCACGACCUUCCAGGAGAGGUCCCUGAAGAAGGGGUGGAUGGCCAGUCUGAAAUUAUCAUUACCAAAACCCCCAUCAUGAAGAUAAUGAAAGGUAAACCUGAGGCCAAAAAAAUCCAUACGCUGAAGGAGAACGUGUCAAGUCAGUUGGGCAGUGAGUCAGAGGUGAAAGACGGAGAGCAUUCAUUCCCAAAUGGGUCUGUGCCGGUCAGCCAGCCUGCUGCAAGUUCAACAAAAUCAUCUCAUAUAGUGAAUGGCUCCAUCAUAGGAAACGUGCCUGUUCUGCCGGCGGGUGUUGCACAACUUGUGUCACUGCAGCAGCAGCCCCCCUUGCAUCAGCAGCUACCUACGUCCAAGUCCCUUCCCAAGGUGAUGAUCCCCCUGAGCAGCAUUCCAACGUACAAUGCCGCCAUGGACUCCAACAGCUUCCUCAAAAACUCUUUCCACAAGUUCCCCUACCCCACAAAAGCUGAGCUCUGCUACUUGACCGUGGUGACGAAGUACCCAGAAGAGCAGCUGAAGAUCUGGUUCACUGCCCAGAGGUUGAAGCAGGGCAUCAGCUGGUCACCGGAGGAGAUCGAAGAUGCCAGGAAGAAGAUGUUCAACACCGUUAUUCAGUCCGUGCCGCAACCCACCAUUACAGUUUUGAACACGCCGCUGGUUGCAAAUCCUGGGAGUGUCCCCCAUCUUAUUCAGGCGACUUUACCAGGCCAUGUGGUGGGGCAGCCGGAGGGGACGGGGGGGCUGCUGGUCACGCAGCCCAUCAUGGCAAAUGGGUUGAAGGGCACCAGCUCCUCCUUCACCUUGGCGGUAACUUCUGUGCCCAAGCCACAGCCGGCACCACAGCACAGCACAGUGAGCUCCAGCAAUGCGUCGGGGGUGAAGGUGGUCAACAGCGGCCAGUCGCUGCUCACUGCCUGCCCAACAAUCUCCUCACAGACCUUCCUGGAUCCCAACGUGUACAAAAACAAGAAGUCCCACGAACAGCUCUCAGCCUUGAAAGGCAGCUUCUGCAGAAACCAGUUCCCUGGCCAGGCCGAAGUCGAGCGGCUGACAAAAAUCACAGGCCUUUCCACCAAGGAGAUUCGAAAAUGGUUCAGUGAUAGGAGGUACCACUACAGGAAUGUGCGAGGCGGCCGGGCCGUCUUCCCUGGAGAUAGCGCCCUCGAUUCCCUGCCCGAAAUAACCUUCGACGUCUCGCCCAGAGGAGCUGAGCUGAGCCCUGCGGCAGCGGCGGCCGUGCCGGCCCCUCACCACCCACCGCGACGGCAGUCAUGGCACCAGGCGCCUGACUUCACACCGACCAAGUACAAAGAGCGGGCGCCAGAGCAGCUGAAGGCUCUGGAGAGCAGUUUUGCCCAAAAUCCCCUUCCUGCGGAGGAAGAGGUGAACCGCCUGAGAGGGGAAACAAAGAUGACGCGGAGGGAGAUUGAUAGCUGGUUCUCGGAGAGGAGGAAGAAGAAGGUGGCGGAGGAAAAUAAGAAAGUGGAGGAGGUGGCUCGGCAGGAGGAGGAGGAGGCGGAAAAUGGCGGCAGGGAAGGGGAAGACUCUUCGGAUGAGCUGAGGGCUGCGAGCGAAAAUGGCUCAGUCGACGCCUCCGGCAACAACCCGAACUCAGUGGAGCGGAAAGUGAGUCCCAUCAAAAUCAACCUGAAAAACCUCCGAGUGACUGAGUCCAACGGCAAAAGCGAGUUACCAGGGGGGGCUGGCGCAAAUGAGAAAGGAGACAGCAGCUCCAACCGGCCGCCCACCCCUCCAAAAACCAAACUGAACUUUAAAAAAACAGCCCAGCAGCGGCAUCUGCUGAAGCAAAUGUUUGUGCAGACCCAGCGGCCCACGAACCAGGAGUACGACGCCAUCGUUUCCCAGACGGGCUUGCCGCGGGCUGAGGUCAUUCGCUGGUUCGGGGACAGCCGCUAUGGCUACAAGAACGGGCAGCUGAAGUGGUAUGAGAACUACAGGCGGGGGGUUUUCCCGCCGGGGCUGGUGGAGGUCAGCCCUGCCAGCCGGGAGGUGCUGGAGGACUACUACGAGAAGCACAAGGGGCUGCGGGAGGAGGACCUGCCCGGCCUCUGCGAAUGCUCCCACCUCAGCGCCCAGCAGCUCAAGGUGUGGUUUGCGAUGAAGGCGGAGGAGGAGAGCAGGGGCGCCGUCUCCGAGGAGGCCUGCGCCAGCGAGACGGUGGGAAGCCGGAAAGGACCGUGUGAGGCCGGCUCAGAGGUGAUGGAGAGCAGCGAGUCGUGGGAGCCGGGCGGCAAGGAAGGCAGCGCCGGGGCCCCCGACGCCCCCGGCCCGCCGCCUGCAACACGACUCGAAACAGACUGAACUCAAACCACCAGCCCCGGAGGAUCCGCUCUUACCCUUGAGAAGAAAUUUUUGGUCUUUAAGAAACCCAUGGGCCAGCCUGAUCCAAACCUCAGGAGCAGGACGUGGUGAUAAAGCACUGCCAUAACUGAGACCUUUGAGCACAGCACAUGAGAGCGCACACGUGCAAAAACUGGGCAUUUAGUGCAGAGCUCUCGGUGGCCCAGCCAAGGAGAUGGCUGAGAGCUGGCAGAGGCGGGGGUUCAGCUUGCACGCAGGAAAAAGGAUGCUCUUGUUUGCUUUCCAGUGGACAGACUUUCAGAUUUCAUAUUCAUAUACCGAUGCCUACAGCUGCCUAUACAAGCAUAGCGAAUCUCAGACAUUGUGUAAACAAGGUCAUUGCUUAGAUAUGGACUAUCAUGGCACAGUACUUUUUUUUUUUUUUUACUUUUUUUUUUUUCCAUCUGUCCAUUAAGGUGUUUGUUCUCUAAAGGUUGGCAUGGCUGCAUAUAUCCUCUCCGCCCUUUCUGGUCCUUAAGCCCUGGUGAUGAAGGGCUUUGCGGGCACACAAGUGUGUGUGUGUGUGUGUGUGUGUGUAUUAGGAAAGGAAAGGUUAUCUGAGAAGAAAACUGCCAGUCUUGCACUAGAGUCCAGUGGGAGUUGAGCGAGAUUUUAAUCUCUACAGAUGAGGUUAGAUUUAACAUUACAUACUCUCCAAUAAGUACCAGGUCCCAGACGCAGACAACCGAGGAGAUGGAGUUUGGUGUCAUUUGUCCCUUGCUGGCUAGCAUAUUUUUCUCCUGUGCUCCUGGAGACUGACUGUAGCAGGCUGUUAAAUCUCCAAGUCUCCCUUUAAUCACUGAGAACUAGCACAUAAUAAUUUUUCUAUCCUGACCUGGAAUCCUUUUCAUUGUUCAGAGAGAACAAGCUGUUCUUCAGAGAACAAACGCAGAGAAUAUGCAGCAUUGCUGUGAGUGCUUCAAAUCAUUGUUGUCUCCAAGGGAUCCACGAGGCAGCAGCUCUUCUGCAAUCAGGCACUUUCCCUCUUGCAGCCCUACAUGACAGAUCCUCCUGCAGCAGCGUUGGUUAACUUCAAGUGUUUGCUCCAGUCUUUUUUUUUUCUUUUUCGUCUAUUUUUUUUUUCCUCAGUUCAUCUGCAAUAGUUCUGGCGAAACAGCAAAAUAUAUUUCCCAAUUAACCUUCCUGCUUGCCGGUACCUGUACGUUUUUAAUGUGCCCAUGUUGUCUUGGGUGGUUGCUGUGUGAUGCAACUACUUGAUUUUUUUUUUUUAACUAUUCUUUUCUAAUAGAAAACGAGGUCUAGAAGGGAAACUCUUGAGCUGAAUAGUCCAGCCAAAUGCUGUGUCAGACCAUUCUGUCACAAACUAAUCAAAUUGGUUCCAUGUCUUACCUUCACUUUUGCUCUUGGAAGGCUAUUCCAGAACUUCCCUGCCUUUUGAAUCAUUAGAAACUUUAUUUAAAUUUCUAGUUUGAAUUAAUCCGUGGCCAGUUCAUUCCUGGUUUGUUUUGGAGCCAACAUUGUCCUUUAACUUAAAUAGUUUUUGGUGUUUAUCCGCUGAUGUAUUUAUGGACAGUAGUCAUAGCUCCUUAUUUUUGCCAAGCUAACUCAGCCAAGCUUUUUCAGUAGAAGGUUUUUAUUUAGUGAGACCGUUUUAAUGUGGGAGACACUAUUGUUGGUGGUAAAUGAUAUUUAUUAGAAGGGUGGGUAGCAAGCCCCAAAGGAUCGGAUCCAGAGAUUUACAAAAAAAUCUGGUUUAAAACCAAAAAAGCUCUUUCAGAACCUCUUCCAAAGCUGGUGUCUGAUUUCUACCUUUAAUUGCCCUUGCUUUUCCAGUUCUUUCUUUGUCCCUUCUUCAAGAGGCCACCUUGCUCAACUGUUAGGAGGGAUUUUAUCUGCUCAGUGCUUUGCAAGAGAGAGGAGGCUUCCUCUCGCCUGGCGGGACGUGCCUACGUGGUAGGUGCCUGCAGCUGAGCUCACGUAGCUCCCCUGGCACACGGUGUAACCCCCACAGCCGAGUGUGAGCAUCUGCUUCCGAAAGAGAUGACCUGCACCCUGAAGAGAGCCGGGGUGACCUGCAGCACCCUGCUGACACCAAGGUCCCCAGAUUUCUUUCUCUUUAGCAGUGCUGUUGCUACUCAUGCUGUGGUUGGAGGCAUAACUAGCAGCCGUCCCACCUUGGCCUCGGCUCAGCAUCCCUGCGGCUCUCCUCCGGGAGAGCAGGGGCGGCCAGACUACGAAGAUAGCCAGAGCCUCAGGGGUUCACCCUUGUGGGUGCGAUCCUGGACACCCCAAAAUGUCACAGGUGACGUGAGAAUCUGGGUGGUCCUAGAGCUGGAGGUAGCAGAUCUGGGAGUCGUGCAGCCCGAGAGUAUGAGUGUAUGUACGGUGUUACCUUCAGAGAACAAAUACAGGUAGGUCAUUUACUCUCUAGUGUCUAUGUACGUGCAGGUUUAUUUAAGUACACAUAUAUACAGUUCAGAUAUGCCAUUGAUUCUUUAUUGCAUUAAGCUGUACAUUAAAAAUGUACACUUUUACUAACUACUUGCUAUAUAAAUAUGUUGGAAGUGUAGUUUGCCCAUUCAAGGUGAUUUUCUGUGGGAUUUUUGGUGUACGCUUAAAGGCCUAUGGCUAAUUGGAAGAGUGAUCCCCGCUCCAUCUACAGAAAUGCUUAAGGACUAUGGUAUGAACUGGUCCCUUCAAACCAUUUGUCCAUGCACUAGCUGAAAUUUUUUGCACUUGGAUUGUAUUUGGCCAGUUUUCCACAAAAACUGAAAAGAGAAGUCUUAUGAGCUAGAGGGAGAAUUUCCCGGUGUACACAGAAAAACCAGCCUUGAGGGUUGGAAGCUGCUGAGGUUUCUGAGCUUUGUCUCCAUGCAUUCAUACAAGCACAGCAGGAGUUUUCUUUCUUUCGGGUCGGAGGAAUUUCAAAAAGUGGUUCCAUGCAGACUCCCCUCGGACACAGCGACCGGGCUGGCAAGCCUCAUUGCGUGGGGAGGGUAAGAUUUCGAGACAAAAAAGUCAAAAAGUAAUUGAGUUCCCUUUCUGACUCCCACAUUCCUUGUUAUCUGCAUUUUUUUUAGUUGACUUGAAAUCUCCAUGAAAGUAUAAACUGAAGAGUUUUUGAGGGUUUAGCUCUGUGGUCCUGUUUACCUAUUUCAUUGUUUUUGAAGUUGAGGAGAAGCAGGUGUCAUCUCCAGACAGACAUGGAUUUUGGUGCAGGACAUUAAAAUAUUGUAUCUGAAACCGAAAGGAAUAAUUGAGAGGUGGCUUGACAGUCCCAGCAGCAGCUUUUCUGGUGUUAAGAGGAAGCGUCACCACAAUUCUACACAGCGUGUGAAUAUUUAUCAUCAGCUAAUCAAAGAUGACUAUCUUGACUUGAAAAGAGGGGCGUAAGAUAGAGGUUGUGUAGCCAGUAUCAGUAAGGAAGGGAAAUUAAAUCCUUCACCUCCAUCCACUGUGUGUGAGUUUGGGCUUGACUGGCACAGUAGUAACCAUCAUUUUUAAUCCAUGUGAAUCUUGUUACUUAUGUCUCUGAGGCUGCUUAGAUUAAGGGCACAAUCCAAUUGCUUAAUAACCCGAAACCCUGAUUUGUGCCGUACCUGGCUGCUGGUUCUGAUGCAAGGAACAGAGUUACUUUAUUCAUUAUCAGCAGGCCCUGCCGCGAGUUUUCUAGACGUGGCUCUGCAUUUCAUUUGGGUAGCAUAUUUUUCAGCUCCUUAAUUAGCAUUCUUUUUUUUUUUUUUUUUUUAGCAGAACACUAAACAAACCGUGAUUUACAGGCUCCUGUUUGCACUUGCCUGAGAGCUGAGCGCUGCUGCACUGCAGGCCUGCAGCCACGGCGAGAGGAGCGGGCACAAGUGCUUGCUUGGAUGCAUGGCAUGCAGUGGUCAGCGUACGCCCGCAGAGCUCCAGCCGCAGGUAUUUAGCGCGGCUGCAUGUCUCCUUCCUGCCUGGAGCUUGCAUUUGUCACCACAAGAAGCCACCAGCAAAAGCAGUAGCUGCUAGCAGCUGUGAUGAGAAACCCCGUAGACAGCCCACGGCUUAACGCAGAACCUUCACUGCCCGGGCCAUGCUCGCAUGGAAGCUGGAGCUGCAAGAGACCUGUCUGGUUAAUUUUUGUUAGGUGUCCCCUAGGAGGAAGAGGAGGAUGUAGAAGGCUUAUUUUCCAUUUAGAGUUUUGGGUAUCUAUAUAUAUAUAUUUUUAUUUUUUUUUAAAUGAAAAGGAACAGGUUUUUGGUCACCAGUAGAAGUGUACUCUGUCUUCCCUGCAGCCUCUCUCUUAGGGACAUUAUAGAGGCGACCUGAUGGGAAGGUGGUGUUUGGAAGCUGGGUCACUGAGAAUCAGAAGAGAAAGAUGAUUUUCAGCACUUAGGCACAAAUUAGAAAGUUAACAUGAUGCUGCACCUUCCUGUCAAGUUGUUAGUAUUUAAAAAUGCUGGUAAACUUCUCUCUUGUUGCCCAGAUAAUUUUGGCUUUGCUCUUUUCAAAUCAACCGGUGGCCUGAUGUGACUGAGCUCACUGCAGUAUCCUUUUGUAAUUUCUCAGUUGAUCACAAAACCAGCAGGGUAAGAUUAGGCAACACUACAAAUGGAGGGGGAUUUGAGACACUUGCAAGCUAUACGUUUUGGGGUUGGUUUUUUUUUUUUUUUUUUUUUUUUUUUUUUCAAGUUUAGUUUCUGCUGUAUGUUUUACUGGCAGUGGUCCCUGCCGGGAAUGCCGGAUUGGCAUUGCAAAUUUAAAGCAGAGCAAAGGAGCUCUGUUACCUGAGCAGUGAUUUAUUUUGUUUGUUUUCUUGUUACUGCCUGUUCCAGUAAAGAGUGCUCUGCCGGCUGACAUUGGCUGUAUUUUGAUGGCAUAAUUAAAGCCACUUUUCCCCUGUACUGAUAGAGGGUGGUAUUAGGAGGACUCUUGCUUACUGGUGCUAGCGAAGGUUGGGCUAGGACUCCAUGGCAUAGAAAACUUCUUGCUAAAAUUGCACUUUCUCUCUGCCCCAUCUGGCUCGUGGUGGUGUUAUGGGUACGUGGCUGUGAUUCCCCUUGCACAUACUAACAUUGCACUAAAAGAGAGACUUUGGGAACAGCGUGUUGAUCACUUUGUUUCUCAGCAGACCACAAAGUCAGCCUAAUGGGGGUCUCUUUUUUUUGGGUUUGUUUUGUUUGUUUUUUUUUUUUUUUAAUUAUUGUUAUUUAGAAAUCAUGCUGGUGCUGAAUGACCUGGAAUUUUUGCUUGGAUUUAUCCAAAGGAAAAUGUAAUUGUAGCUGCAACGGGACCUUUCAUAAGGGUGGCCGUGCAGCUAGGGAGCAGAGCAAGGGCUCUGCCAUGUAAACCGUCUUUGUACUGGGGAGGUGUGGGGGGUUCCAGUGGGGUUAUUACUGUGUUGUUUUUUUUAAGACCACAAUUUUAGAUGGUCACCUUGGCAAUCGUGUGAGACAGGAAAUAGUUUUUACUUUUGGUAAAGGUUUUAAAGAGGGAAAAAAAAAAAAGUGAAGCUGCCUGUGAUUGUGGGCUGUGGCUAUUACUAGGGCUAGGGUAGCUUGUACCUGCUAUGGACUUUACCUGCUCUUAUUCUGAGGGCAAGAACUCCCUGUAGCAACAAUGCCACUUCUGAGAAGUGAACGGCAAGUUUCCCUUCCUUUUGUAUAUGUGGAUGUGAGGGUGGGCGAGGGGAAGAGCUUGCUUGUACAGUUUGUUGAAAUGAAACCAGACAUUUUUGGUUGUUCCUAAAUAAAGAGCGUAAAAGA